Molecule: messenger RNA, 1584 nt
Organism: Scutellospora calospora
Lineage: Eukaryota; Fungi; Glomeromycota; Glomeromycetes; Diversisporales; Gigasporaceae
Source: the annotation of a GenBank genome assembly
AUGGCGACAAAUAGUGAAGAUAAAAUAUCAGUUGAUUCUGGACUUGUUCUAAAAGAAAAUCAGAAUAAUGUUAAAUUAAAGUCAGAAAAUCUUUCUAAACAUACUAAAGAUGGUAUUAUUAAUUCUUUUAAUGUUAUUUCUUUAAAUCCGAAAUGUAAUAAUCGAAAUUAUAUUAAUUCUUCGUUAGAACUUUCGAAUGCUGUUAAAUUAAAAGCAGAAAAUCCUGAUGAAUAUUCUGGUGAAGGAAUAGAAAAUCUUGAUAAAAAUUCUGGAGAAGAGUUCGCUGUUAAAGGUGGCUCUAAUGAAAACUCAACUACUAGCAAUAAUAGUUCUGAUUUGAAAAAGACUGAAAAUUCAACUACUAACGAUAAUAGUUCUGAUGUGAAAAAGAGUGAAAAUUCAACUAUCGGCAAUAAUAGUUAUGAUGUGAAAAAGAAUGAAAAUUCAACUACUGACGAUAAUCAUUCUGAUGUGAAAAAGAAUGAAAAUUCAGCUACUGGCAAUAAUGGUUCUGAUGUGAAAAAGAGUGAAAAUUCAACUAUUGGCAAUAAUAGUUCUGAUGUGAAAAAGAAUGAAAAUUCAACUACUGACGAUAAUAGUUCUGAUGUGAAAAAGAAUGAAAAUUCAACCACUGACGAUAAUAGUUUCGAUGAGAACGAGAAAGUUUCAAUUACCGGUUAUUCUAAUGAAAAUUCAACUACUGUCAAUAAUAGUUCCGAUGAGAAAGAGAAAGUUUCUAUUAAUGACAAUGCUUUACAAGAUUCAGAUUCUAUGAACUCCAACGAUGAUUCUAACGAUAAAGCCGCGCAAUAUUCUGGUGCAAUUAAUAUUAAUUAUUCGAUCCUUUCAUUAAAAAAUAUUAGUGUUUUUAUUAUCGUUGCUAUAGCUCUUUGCUAUCCUAAUGAUUGGCCCAUAUUCAGGAAUCUUAUAAACACCGCAGAUUUGCUUUCCAGACAACUCACAGAACUUAAUAUUCCAGAGUCCUCUGUGAUUAUAGAAUAUCGUAUUACAAGCCAAUAUCUUGCCGACAUUAUAAGUCGAAAUGAACCGCCCUCCAGUAACUCCGAUGUGGUGGCACAAUACCUCAAUCAACUUGGGGAUAAAAUAAGUAACUCGGGAGAGGCCAUUGAAAAAAUAUAUCCUGAUGGUAAUAAUGCUUUAAUGGAACUUGGUGCAGAACUGAAAUCAAUCAUUGAUGAAAUCGAACCGGACCAAGUUCUCACAAAAAAAAAUACAAAUUAUUUCGCAGAACGUUGUAGAAAGAUUUUAAGUAUUGUUACUAAUUUACGAGAUAAAUUCCAAAAAAUUAUAAAUGAACUUGAUGAUCUUUAUAAUGGGAUACAUACACACCAUCAACUUUCAAAUGGAAUAAAUGAUGUAGAAGUUUUUUUCGAAAAAAUAACGCCAGAAUUGGAAGAGAGACAUGAUUCCGAACGAUUAAAAAGAGAUUUCAAUUAUUUAAAACAAACAAUGAAGAAGAUUCCUAACAUUCGAUAUCAAAUAAGUUGUCUUUUAUCUGAAUUUAAUAACCAUCGACAGAUGUUGAUCGGAGGAGAUGAGAACGAAGUUAACCUAUAUAGCUGA